Messenger RNA from Diprion similis, 1719 nucleotides. RefSeq lists its product as uncharacterized. Bases 225 to 1634 code for a protein of 469 amino acids. The transcript is spliced from 6 exons. Gene Ontology annotation, molecular function: lipid binding. NCBI's taxonomy places the organism in Eukaryota, Metazoa, Arthropoda, Insecta, Hymenoptera, Diprionidae. The record is from RefSeq and is a predicted model, not a curated record.
AUCCAUCCACUCAAACCGAUAGGGAAGUGCGAGUAUCGUCUGGCUUUACCAACGUGGUAGUGUUUCCUGUCCCGAACGCGGCUGGUCUGCUCACCCAUACCAACUGUUACACUCGUUUCAUGGGAAUUACUGUGCCGAAAUCGGGGUUUUAUAGUUUAUUGAUCAGUUUAAAAAUACCAUAGAUAGUAACCAAUCCUGAUGCAAGUUAUUGAAAUCACCCUAAAAUGAUUUCCUUCAAGUUCUUCAUCGUUUUGUGCUACGUUUCAACAUUUCUUUUACAUUCUAUCGUCGCAAAAGAUGACAAGGACAAGGAUGAACUCACCGAGGGAGAGAACCGCAUUAAGGAGCAACUGCGAGUAAUCCUCGAACACUACCAACAGGAAGAUCCCGUCGGACUUCCCGGUGCCCCGAUUCCCGAUCCCAUGGCCGUGCCGGACAUGAAGAACUCCUUCUCGGUCUACACCAUGGAAUUGAAGAACAUUCACGUCUACGGACUAUCUAAAUUUAGGAUAGACCAUAUACACUCCGAUCUCGCCGCAAUGCAGGUGGAGGUUGCGUUGAGCAUGGAGGCUUUGGACAUCCGAGGAACUUACACGCUAUCAUCCUGGUUUGCAGGCAAUUCGGCGGGCAAUUUCACGGUGAAGUUGACGGGAGUUGAAGUCAACGGUGUCGCGCGUCUCGAGGUUGGCCAGAGCGGAAGGCUCCAGGCGCAAGACAUCGACAUGGACUUGACGUUCGUCAACAUCGACAUAGACUUCCAGAACCUCGGACUUUUGGGCUCAGUAUUCCAAAGUCUCCUCAAUUCCGUUGGCACUUUCAUAUUCGACAGUAUCAAGCCAUUCAUACUCCAGGAGGUGAACACCAACGUGAAGGGUGAGGUGAACAAGCAGAUAUCACAGCUGCCGCAGUACUUCCCCAACUCCAUAUCGCCGUUUGAUAUGGCGGUCGCAGAGGCGCGUAACCAGGUUUCGAGGAUGGGCUAUGACCCGUUCAUGCUAAAGGACCGCACCCAGAGCGUAGGGGUGUUCACGGCUACGACGUCUCACACAUGGCUUACGGGACUGGCGAGUUUUUACAGAAUGGGGAACAUCACGCUGACGAUGAAGAACGGAACGGUUUACGCGGGCAUUGACGUCGGGACCCAGGAGAUUGAGGGAAGUACGCACUGGGAGGUGAGCGUAAUCGGCGGGGUCCUGUCUAGGCUGGGAACCGUAUCAUUCACCGUUGAAUACGUCAGGGUGAAAUUGACGCUCAGUCAGCCAUUGGAUACUCGAAAAAGAGCCACCCUCGAGGAACUCGAUUUAGAACUCGGGAACAUCCAAGCCCGCGUUCACGGAGCCGGUACCAUCGACUACCUCAUGGAAGCCGGCAUCAACAUACUACCCAAUUUACUCAGGUACCAGAUAAUGGAUGCCAUCGAGGGGCCGGUAAAGCGACGGCUGCAAAAAGAGCUGGAAAACGUUGAUGUGGAGAAACUGAUCUACGAGAAGUUACCCGAGCUCGAGGAACAGGCGAAGCAACUCCGCGGUUUUCCGAUCGAGGAGGAAACUGAUCUUGGAGAGCCGCAGCAAAAGUUAACCGAUGAAGAAUUGGGACCGUAUUCAGAAAGCGAGGAGGAACGUGGCCCAUCGUAAAAGUUUUAUUCGUCUAUCGCAUCAAUGAUUCUACAGUAAUUAAUUUGUUUUUAACAAUAAUACGAGACAAAACUUAUCAAAUCAA